GACCACAUUACCCAGAAUGCCGAGCUGCGUCGAUAAACAGAGCCCUGUCAAAGAGCACAAACGCCAUCUUGACACCAACCUCAAAAUGGCAGAAAGAUGUGUCGGAAACUGGGUCCAAACUAAGAUUCGGGUGCCCCGCGACCGAAAGCCCGGUUCGCCGCUUUCUCAGUAAGCAAGUCGGUAUGGAGUUGGCGUGCGGUGCCGCAGCACAGAGCCUGUAAAAUGGAUAUAGCGGUGGCGGUGUUCAACGCGGCCAGAGAUGGUAAGCUGAAACUUAUCCAGAAGUUGCUGAGCAACAAAACUCCCGAGGAGCUGGAGGCUUUGGCGGAGGAGAAGACGCAGGGCAGCACGGCGCUGCUCAUCGCCUCCCGGUACGGACACCUGGAGGUGGUGGACUACCUGCUCGAACACUGCAGGGCUAACGUGGAGCUCGGGGGCUCGGUCAACUUUGACGGCGAGACCAUCGAGGGGGCCCCGCCGCUGUGGGCGGCUUCGGCGGCGGGUCACCUGGCCGUGGUGAAGACGCUCCUGAAACACGGCGCCUCGGUCAACAACGCCACGCUCACCAACUCCACGCCGCUGCGGGCCGCCUGCUUCGACGGCCACCUGGAGAUCGUGCGCUACCUGGUGGAGCACCGCGCGGACAUGGAGGUGGCCAACCGCCACGGCCACACCUGCCUCAUGAUCUCCUGCUACAAGGGCCACAAGGAGAUCGCCAAGUUCCUGCUGGACCGCGGCGCCGACGUCAACCGGAAGAGCGUGAAGGGCAACACGGCGCUCCACGACUGCGCCGAGUCGGGCAGCCUGGACAUCAUGAAGCUGCUGCUGAAGUGCAACGCGCGCAUGGAGAGGGACGGCUACGGCAUGACCCCGCUGCUGGCCGCCAGCGUCACGGGCCACACCAACAUCGUGGAGUACCUGGCCCACCAGCCGCGCACGUCCAGGGAGGAGCGCGUGGACGCGCUGGAGCUGCUGGGGGCCACGUUCGUGGACAAGAAGCGGGACCUGCUGGGAGCCAUGCGCUACUGGAGGAGAGCCAUGGAGCUGAGGCAGGCGGGCGACGAGGACGGGUCGCUGCUCAAGCCUGCGCCCGGGCCCCCCGUGCCCGCCUACGGCUGCGCGCAGGAGGUGGGCACCGCCGAGGAGCUGGAGGCGUUGAUCACGGACCCGGACGAGAUGAGGAUGCAGGCCCUGCUGGUCCGCGAGCGCAUCCUCGGGCCGUCCCACCCGGACACGUCCUACUACAUACGGUACCGGGGCGCCGUGUACGCCGACUCGGGCAACUUCGAGCGCUGCAUCAGCCUGUGGAAGUACGCCCUGGACAUGCAGCAGAGCAACCUGGACCCCCUCAGCCCCAUGACGGCCUCCAGCUUCCUCUCCUUCGCCGAGCUCUUCUCCUUCGUGCUGCAGGACCGCGCCAAGGGCACCCUGUCCACCCGCGUCACCUUCCAGGACCUGAUGACCGUGCUGGGCAAGAGCGUGCGGGAGGUGGAGCGGGCCGUGGCGCAGAGGGACAACCCCCCCGAGGCGCCGCAGUUCAACAAGGCCCUCGCCAUCAUCCUCCACCUGGUCUUCCUGCUGGAGAAGCUGGAGUGCAGCCCCGAGCAGGAGCACCAGAAGAAGCACACGGUCUACCGGCUGCUCAAGCUCAACCCGCGCGGCCGCAACGGCUUCGCCCCGCUGCACAUGGCCGUGGACAAGGACACCACGUCCGUGGGCCGCUACCCGGUGGGCCGCUUCCCCUCCCAGGCGGUGGCGGCGCUGCUGCUGGAGUGCGGCGCCGACGUGGACUCGCGGGACUGCGAGAACAACACGCCGCUGCACGUGGCGGCCCACAACGGCUGCCCGGAGAUCAUGGCGCUGCUGGUGAAGGCCGGGGCCCACUUCGACGCCACGAACGCUCAGAGGAGGACGGCCUACGAGCUGCUGGACGAGCAGAGCAGCGGCCACCCGGCGCUCUGCCCGCUCAACUACGUCACCCUGCAGUGCCUGGCGGCCCGCGCCAUCGAGAAGCACCGGCUGCCGUACCGGGGACUGAUCUCCGAGGAGAUGGAGGCUUUCAUCGAGCUCCACUGACGGCUCCCCCCCCUCCGCUAACGAACGCUCUGCGUCGGUCGUCGGCGCCGCUCCUGGUUCUAACAAGCGUGUUUCAGACCAAACCGUAGCAAUAAACCUGCACCCUGUGGAAGUAGUCUCUGCUUCAGAUCUGGGUUUCAUUCUCUUUUUCUUUUAACGAAGUCCCAAAAACGUUUUAAAUUCUCAGAUGUCUGGAUUCAGACUUAAACCCGAGUCACGUCUGACGGCGUUUGGACCGGCGCCUUUCUGGCGUCGGUAAAGCUGAUGAAAGUAUGUAAUCUCUAAGAAGUGUUCCCCCGCGUGGAUUUUCUCGGCUUCGUUAGUUUCCCCGUUGCUGCCUCUUAGAGACGCCAUGCAGACGCUCAGUCGCGCUGCAGCAGGGGAUCAUGAAGGGUCACAGUGGCGUUAGUGAGCAAAAAAAAACCGGUGCCGGAGCCCGUCGCGUCGGUUCUACUGAGGGCUGAAAAAGAAAAGUCUGAAACACACGGGUCAGAAAUCAGAUGGAAAGCCAACCAGCCCGGAAGCUCCUUCGACCUUAGAGGUCGGAGGAAGGAAAAAAAAAAGUGACGGCUAAGGACUGAAGCCUGCUUAAUGUUGUCUUCACCGCUGCACAUGAAGUCGUUUCUCAAAACGUUCCACCCUGAAAAAGGUUGCGUACCCGACGCCCUCUGUGUCCUUUUUCAGGUUGACAGGUUUUUAAAAUAUGCGUGAAAGCUUCCCAGUCCAAAGUGACUCAUUGAGCCGUUUUGUCUAACAGCCCAAAACCUCGUUAUUGGCAGAAAUCCGCCUGUUGUUUAAACGGAAAUAACUCAUGGGGGAGAAAUAGCCAGUUGUUACAUCCGUGACGCUAAAACCAAAAGCUCUUCGCAAAGUUACUUUAAAGCACUUGUCAGAUCGUUUUCUAAUCUAAGAAGAAAAGCAUCCUCUAAUGAGUCUUACAGGAAAACAUGCUAAGUCAGACGUAACAUUCCUUUUGUUGUCUGGAUAAAAAAAGCAGCAGCAGAGGUUUAGUUUCCCUCGCAGCAAAUAAACACACCCUUAGGUGUCGCUAACAUCCCUCUGUGAUUAAAUCACCUAUCCAGUCCUUUAUCUUUAGGACUCAACAGUUCAACUUUUAGGACUUAGGACGUGAAAAGACGUGAGACUAGCAGAGCGCCGACUCGGUCCCGCCUCAGGUUUCUGUUUCUCCGACAAAAAAAGGAGCGUCGCACCGCGGCGGGGCUUCUGCAGGGCAUCCGGUCAAAACGAGGCGCGGCUAGCCUUCAGUGCUUCCUCCCUUUUUGUUCGUUCACGCAUUCAGACAAAACGGGCUCAAAUCGGAUCAGGUCUUUCCACUUCUUCCGUCUGUUGAACGUCGGGAAGAUGCUCAGACUUCUGUGCCAAACUUUCUUUUACUGACUUUUAUCUGCGUGGAAGAGAGUUUCGACUAGGCAGGGGGGGCAGGGACGCUAGUUUAAUCUGGUGACUCCAGCGUCUUAAUAUUUAAGAACAGUAACUGGAGAGAGCUGCCCUGAGCCGAUUGGUUUAGGCCAACCCCGUUAGUGUUUCUAAUCUAUGCAGUUUGGUGUUUUUAGGUUUCGUUUAGCAGUAUUUUAUUCCAAAAAGUAACGGUGUCUGUACAGAGCGGUUUCUCUCAAGCGGCACACGCUCCUCUUACAGACCGACUGACUGGGCCUGAUGGGUUCCCUGGAAAUGGCCGCCUCGUAGUUUAACUAAGAAGGCCUUCACGGUUUCCUCCUCCUCCUCCUCUCGCAGCUAGUUGUUUUUUAAUACCAGGAAGCCUGACGUACGUCUCUGUAUCUGUGAUUCCGGCAGCAGCUACCGUGUCCGGCCGAAUGUGGACGCGACGGCUCCUCCGCUGUUAUGGGGGGUUAAAACGGAACAGAACCCGGCUUUUUCCCUUUAACCUCAGGCGCAGCUCAGAGAGAUGAAUUCAGCCGUUCAGUCUUACCAACGAGACACUUCCUGUUGUUGAUCUUCUAUUUAUUGCAGACGUUCUGUUGGGACUGAAUGCACGGCGAGCGGCUCGACGGAUCCUGGAGCCCCCGCACCGACAUUCAGGCUCUCAGGCCGCCGCCGCCGCCUUUCUUACUGAACUCACUCAUUGACCCGGGGUCGGCUCGAGAGCUGAAAGUGUGUUUGGAGAUGCCUGAAUAAAAUUCAGUCGAAAAGCUAAA
Molecule: messenger RNA, 4253 nt
Organism: Fundulus heteroclitus (mummichog)
Lineage: Eukaryota; Metazoa; Chordata; Actinopteri; Cyprinodontiformes; Fundulidae
Gene: fem1a
Product: fem-1 homolog a
Exons: 1
Coding region: 223-2076 (617 amino acids)
Molecular function (GO): protein binding
Source: RefSeq, a predicted model, not a curated record